CACCACCUAUAAACGUCACAAGAAGAAGAAGAGGCACUGCCUCUGAGGCAGUCAGGUAUCAAUGAACGUUGCCUGAACCACAUUUGUGUGGUAUUCAUAUGUUUAAAACCUUUUAAAUGAAAACGAAAAGAGGCAGAGUGGUGUUUAACUGAGCGAGCGUUAUCAAGUUCGCUGCUGUACCAUUUGCUGAAUCCUCCCGUCCUCCUGAGCCGAACUUAUCCGAACUAACAUGAGAAACGCGUCUUGUCAGUUCUCUUUCUGCCGUCCUCUCGAAAUCCCAGAAGCGACAGAUAACGGAAACACCAGUCUUCAGCGUCAUUCUGGCUUUCUACAUCCUUGAAAAUGAGAGAAUGAACUGACUGAGAUGGACAAUUUUAACAUGUUUGUCAGUAACAAGGACAUUGUCAGAUCUGAUGCUGGGCCAAAUGUCAGCGCUGCAGCUCAGAGUGGAAGUCAGAUUACAGCACCUGUGCUCACUAACAAUACAAUAACAGGCGAUGUCAACAUCAUACAUAAUACACCUAGUUCUACUUCGAAUGGCCCACCCUCUGAAACAACACAAACCUCAGCAACAAGAUCUGUGAUCUUAAAAUAUAAGGAGCUGAUCUGCAGGGAGUAUCAGUGUGUGACCGAGUAUAACUCACUGCCUGGUGAACAUGUGCUGCUGUCUGAGUGCUACACACAACCUCUGAUCCUUCAGAGACAUAGAGAUCAAAAAGAAAGAGAAGAAGAGAUCAGAUCCAGUGGAGAAAGCUUCCAGCAGGUCCUCAGCGCCCGGAGCAGUGAUGACUCUGUCCAUCUGAACUCUCUGUUCGACCCACAUGGACACGGGAUCCGUCCCAGUGCUGUUAUACUGCAGGGGAAUUCUGGGAACGGGAAAUCUUUCACUGUGCAGAAGAUCAUGAUGGACUGGGCAUCUGGUGACCUCUACAAAGAGCGGUUUGAUGUUGUGUUCCACUUGAAGUGUAAAGAAAUAAACCGCAUUUGUGGCAUAAAGAGUUUGGAGGAGAUCUUGAGCUGCAGUUGUAGUUUAACAUCAGAUCAGAUCUCACAGGUACUACAGCAUUCACCAGAGAAGAUGCUCUUCAUCAUCGAUGGAUUUGAUGAGCUGAGACUCACUCAGGACAUUAAUGACAUGUCACCACACACUGAUCUGCUUCAGAAAGCCCCAGCUGAGGUCAUUCUUUGUGACCUGCUGAGGGGUCGAAUCCUGCCAGAGUCCUUCCUUCUGGUCACCUCCAGAUCUACAGCCACAGAUACACUGAGUAAACUGCUCAAAGGACCUCAGCGUUUCUCUGAGAUUAUGGGAUUUUCAGAAAAGGGGGUAGAGGAGUACUUCCAGAAGUUUUUUCAAAAUGAGGAACUUUUCAGGAAGGCUUACACACUUGUGAAGACGAAUGAAACUCUCAUCACCGCCUGUUCCAUCCCUGUCGUCUGCUGGAUCAUCUGCACAACUAUCAAGGAACGACUCAAAACCGCUGCAGAUGUAACAAGUGGACUGGAAACCACCACCUCCAUCUACGUUGACUUUGUGUGCACGCUCUUGAAGCAUCACUGCCAGGGUUCAAGUCAGUCCAUCCCGACCCUGUUGAGGAGUCUGGGUCAGCUGGCAGAGAGAGGGAUGCUGGAACAGCAAGUCCUGUUGGAUAAAAAAAGUGUUUAUGAAACAGUUUCUGACCCUGCUGGCAGUCCGUUCCUGUGCAAGUUCCUGUUUAAGAGAAGAAUCCACCAGGAGACGAUGUUCAGUUUCAUGCAUCUCAGCUUUCAGGAGUUCUUCACUGCUCUGUACUAUGUUCUUCUGGAUGAAGAAGAGUCCCAGAGAAAAUUUACACAGCUAUUUCCCAUUGAUGAAAAAUCAAAUCAUUAUGAUAUUCGUCGUUCACAUUUUUCAGCUGUGGUGCAGUUUGCAUUUGGUCUGCUGAAUAAGGAUGCGAGAUGCACACUUGAGGAACAUGAUCUCUUUGUUCAUUCAAAAACACAGACUCAUAUGAAAGAAUGGAUUCUGAAAAUGGGUCAAAUUAAAGAUUCACAUAACAGACUUUUGUACCUUCACUGUCUCUAUGAACUUCAUGAAGAGGACUUUGUGAAAAAAGCUAUGGAAACCUGGAAAAGAAUUGAUGCAGAUGAUCAAUUCAUAAGCAGAACAGACUGCUGGGUCCUGCUGUACUGCUCUCAGUUCUGUCAGUGUAUAGAAGAACUGAAUCUUACAGGGUGCAGAUUAUCAUCUGAAAAUUUUCGUAUGAUUCUGGCUGUUUAUCACAAGUUUAAGAAAGUAAGGUUGAACGUAGAAGUUUCAACAGACUCUGAUCUUGAUCUUGAUGAACUGAUGUACGCUCUCGUAAGAGAACAGACCCUGAGAUCAUUGAGCAUUGAUGUCUACUUCAUAUUCAGAAAAUUUGAGGAUUGUUAUCUUCAAUUGUCAAUCGAUGAAGAAAUCAGUAUCUGCAUAGAAACUUCAUCAUCUUUGGAGUCGCUCACUCUCACCUUUCAGUGCCGAGAGCCAAUCAACAUUGAGUGGGCCAAACUUAUACAGAUAAUUCACCAAGAAGAUUCAGAUGCAUUAAUGUCAGUUCUUGAUUCUUUCUCUGAACUGAAAAAGAUGAAAAUGAUCCUGGACUGUCUAAGUAAGAUGUGGACUCAUUGGAUCCUCCAAAUCAUCCAGAGCUGCUCCAGUCUAACAUUACUCGACUUGUACGUACAAGUUUCAUCAGACUCUGAUCUUGUUGUUGAUGAACUGAUGUACGCUCUCACAAGAGAACAGACCCUGAGAUCAUUGAGCAUUGAUGUCUACUUCAUAUUUAGAAAAUUUGAUAAUUAUUCUCUUCAUUUGACAAACAAUGAAGAAAUCAGUGUCAGGAUAGAAACUUCAGCAUCUUUCGAUUCGCUCACACUCACCUUUCAAUGCCCAGAGCCAAUCAACAUUGAGUGGGCCAAACUUAUACAGAUAAUUCACCAAGGAGAUUCAGAUGCAUUAAUGUCAGUUCUCUGUUCUUUCUCUGAACUGAAAAAGAUAAACAUGAAACUACACUGUCUAAGUAAGAUGUGGACUCACUGUAUCCUCCAAAUCAUCCAGAACUGCUCCAGUUUAACAGAACUCAAGUUGAACAUAGAAGUUUCAACAGGCUCUGAUCUUGUUGUUGAUGAACUGAUGUACGCUCUCACAAGAGAACAGACCCUGAGAUCAUUGAGCAUUGAUGUCUACUUCAUAUUUAGAAAAUUUGAUAAAUAUUCUCUUCAUUUGUCAAACAAUGAAGAAAUCAGUGUCAGGAUAGAAACUUCAUCAUCUUUGGAGUCGCUAACUCUCACCUUUCAAUGCCCAGAGCCAAUCAACAUUGAGUGGGCCAAACUUACUCAGAUAAUUCACCAAGAAGAUUCAGAUGCAUUAAUGUCAGUUUUCUGUUCUUUCUCUAAACUGAAAAAGAUGGAAAUGAAACUACUCUGUCUAAGUGAGAUGUGGUCUCACUGUAUCCUCCAAAUCAUCCAGAACUGCUCCAGUCUAACAGAACUCGAGGUAGAUGCUGACAUUUUCCUGGAGGAAGGAAUCCAGAUCUUGCAGAGGUCACGCCCAAGACCAGGAUGUAGUGUGACAUUUCACGGGCACUUGUUUUGGGACUAAUGAUCCGGCUUGAUAACUAGGAGAAAACUGCCAAAGCAGCAUCUUUAGCUGGAGCUGAGGACGGGAAUAAAGACAUCAACCAACAAUAUCUAAAAUCAUUUAGGUGUGUUGUAAUAGUAAUGGUCAUCUAUCAAUUUAUUUGUAUAUUGAGUUUCACAAUACAUAUUGUUUCAAAGCAUCUUUACAGAGUUUUAUAUUGAUGCUUAAUUGUGUUUAACAGUUUAGAUCUGAAUGAUUGAAGUUUAUAUAUGAAGACAAUAUAACCUAUCAAACAUUUGAGAUUUGCUUUAUAGUGUGAUCAUGUGAGAUUAUUGUAUGUAUGCAUGCCGAAAAAAAUUGUAUAUAUGAGGUUUUAUGUGACGACAUGGAGAAUUUUUGUAAGUUUUGUAUGAUUUAUAAUAAUUUGGUGUUUUGACAAGCCUGUGUACUAUUUGAUUUGUUACUAUUUUGGUCAUCCACCUCUAGUUUAACGAAAGGCAUUUUACAAAAUAUCUCUAGUCCUCUAGUGUGCAAGCCAAAGGCGACUGUGGGAAGGAAUGAAAAAGUCCAUUUGAUGUUGGAUAAUGAAUAAAAACUUGAAAGAAUACAGGCUA
This is a messenger RNA of Megalobrama amblycephala (Wuchang bream), 4209 nucleotides long. RefSeq names its product NACHT, LRR and PYD domains-containing protein 1 homolog. Bases 365 to 3616 code for a protein of 1083 amino acids. The record is from RefSeq and is a predicted model, not a curated record. Gene Ontology annotation, cellular component: cytoplasm. The transcript has 16 exons. Lineage: Eukaryota; Metazoa; Chordata; Actinopteri; Cypriniformes; Xenocyprididae.